AUGGCUCAGGCGCCGCCUUCUUUAGACAGCCUCCCGACUGAGAUCAUCACUGAGAUCGUCUCAUACAUCACCGAUUGUAGGACACUCUACCACCUUAUUACGGCUUCUCCAGCCGUAUCCCGCGUGUUUGACAGCCCCACCAUCGGCCCUGAAAUCCUCGAACAUGUCUUGGCGAAUUCCACGGCGCCACAGGUGUACGGCCUCAUUCGGCUUGUCGCCAUUGUCCGGACGUCAACCUUAGAUAACCCACCAGCUGCAUCUCUCGGCGCAUUCAUCAAACGCGCCAACCAUCACAUACAACAAAACGGCAAGGGCCGAUUCCACAGCACCGUCCCACCACUAACCCAGACUUAUCGCUGCCAGGCGCCUGGUUCUAUCAGGAGCAUCCUGCAAACCGCUCGCCGGGUUGCCUACAUGAUCCCAGCUUGCCUCUCAUGUUACCGUGAACAGUGGCUCUCUGCAACGCCCUCGCAUACAGAAGGUGAUAUGCGUGGAUGGGCCUACAAAUCCUGGCGAAACCGCUACGCAGAUCGGCCUUACAUUCCCUGUGAUGUUGGCCCGCCUGUUUGGGUCGAGGAGCAGCGGGCGGCCCGCGGGUUCUGGAGACUCCAGCUGCUCUACGAACUCCGAAGGGCGUCCUUCGAGGGGCGUCUGAGUUGGGUCAACGGCAGCCAUCACCAGCUAAUAACCGCAGAGACCCUGUACGGGGCUUUGCGUUACGAAAAAGAAGAGUUUCUCACCGUGUCGGACUUCAUCGACCAAGUGUGCGCCGCCGGAGUGACUUGCGAAGGCCAAACAUGGUCUUUACCGAACCUGCCCCCGGAUGCUUUGCCCAGCCUCUGGCCAGAACCAUCACCGCCUCUCGCAGUUGACGAAAGUGCAGGCCAUACUCGGGGGUUUCUCAUGAGCCAGAACCCCGUCGGAUGGGUAUACGCUAACAUCCGCCUCCGUCACUUUCCCCCGUCUCCUAUCCGCGGUGUUCCCCUUCAUCCAUUCCGCCGGCUGGGGCUUUUCAUCUGGGAGUAUGACAAGCUGGUAAAGAUGGAGCUGAUGUCCUCCACAGGGUACCCGUUCAGUGCAACGGGCGAGCCGUCAAAGAUGUACACAUGGCGGAGCCUCGUUAGCAAGGAGAUCCUAACCGAGGUAGAGGGCAACCUGGAAGCGGGAAUUGUGCAGCAGCAGGAAAGCCAGCAGAGGGUUGAAGAUUAUGGACAAGACUAUGAAUCGUCUCCAUAA
Colletotrichum truncatum is the source of this 1236-nucleotide messenger RNA. RefSeq lists its product as uncharacterized. The record is from RefSeq and is a predicted model, not a curated record. NCBI's taxonomy places the organism in Eukaryota, Fungi, Ascomycota, Sordariomycetes, Glomerellales, Glomerellaceae.